This is a messenger RNA of Parasteatoda tepidariorum (common house spider), 411 nucleotides long. Lineage: Eukaryota; Metazoa; Arthropoda; Arachnida; Araneae; Theridiidae. The record is from RefSeq and is a predicted model, not a curated record.
AUGGCUAUCAGUGAGAUUCUUCUGGAAAAAAAGGAUUCUCUUUUGAUGGGAGAUGAUUACUGCAGAUUAUACCCUAAUGGUGAUGCUGUGUUCCAUCAGGACUCUGCCCCAUCGCAUGCAUCUAAGGUCACCCAGAAAUUCCUAACAGAUCAGCAAGUGCAAUUCCUGAGACCAGAACAAUGGAUUCCAAACAGUCCUGAUGCUGCACUAUGCGACUAUUUCCUAUGGGGACAUCUGAAAAACAAACUGAAUAACAGAAGAAUUUCUACAUUGAGAGGCCUUCAAAGAGCUAUUAGAGAAGAGGUGAAGAAAAUUCCCCAGGAAAUCAUUUUGCGGGCUUUAAAAUCCUGGCCGAAGCGUUGUAGACAAAUCUAUUAUGCCGGAGGUCGACAUAUUGAGAAACAUCGCUGA